ACGUCACGCACGCACGCGGCGCCUCGGAGGCCGAGGGCGGGGCCGCCGGGGACCUGAGGCCGAGGCACAGCGGCCCGAGCCGGGGCCAUGGCGAAGCUGCUGAGCUGCGUCCUCGGUCCCCGGCUCUACAAGAUCUACCGGGAGAGGGACACGGAUCGGGCCGCGCCCGGCGUCCCGGAGACUCCCACUGCCGUCCCCGCCCCCGCCUCCAGCUCCUGGGUGAGUCGGCUCCCCCCGGCUGAGAGCAUGGAUUCGUAUUAUCAGCCUCGUGCCCUGGAGAAGCAUGCCGACAGCAUCCUGGCGCUGGCUUCAGUCUUCUGGUCCAUCUCUUACUACUCCUCUCCCUUCGCCUUCUUCUACUUGUACAGGAAAGGUUACUUGAGUUUGUCCAAAGUGGUGCCGUUCUCUCACUAUGCCGGGACGCUGCUGCUGCUCCUGGCAGGGGUGGCUUGCCUCCGAGGCCUCGGCCGCUGGACCAACCCCCAGUACCGUCAGUUCAUCACCGUCCUGGAAGCCGCACACCGGAACCAGUCUGCAGAAAACAAGAGGCAGCUGGCCAACUAUAACUUCGACUUCAGGAGCUGGCCCGUCGACUUCCACUGGGAAGAGCCCAGCAGCCGGAAGGGGUCCCGUGGUGGCCGGGGUGUGGCCCUGCUUCGACCAGAGCCUUUGCACCGGGGCACAGCAGACACGUUUCUCAACAGGGUCAAGAAGCUGCCUUGUCAGAUCACCAGCUAUCUGGUGGCACACACCCUGGGGCGCCGGAUGCUGUACCCAGGCUCUGUGUACCUGCUCCAGAAGGCCCUCAUGCCUGUGCUGCUGCAGGGCCAGGCCCGACUGGUGGAGGAGUGUAACGGGCGUCGGGCGAAACUGCUGGCCUGUGAUGGUAACGAGAUUGACACCAUGUUUGUGGACCGGCGGGGGACAGCUGAGCCCCAAGGGCAGAAGCUGGUGAUCUGCUGUGAGGGGAAUGCAGGAUUCUAUGAGGUGGGCUGUGUCUCCACGCCCCUGGAAGCUGGAUACUCCGUCCUGGGCUGGAAUCAUCCUGGCUUUGCAGGAAGCACGGGGGUGCCAUUCCCGCAGAAUGAGGCCAACGCCAUGGAUGUGGUGGUUCAGUUUGCCAUCCACCGCCUGGGCUUCCAGCCCCAGGACAUUGCCAUCUACGCCUGGUCCAUUGGAGGCUUCACGGCCACGUGGGCAGCCAUGUCCUACCCAGACAUCAGUGCCGUUAUCCUGGAUGCCUCCUUCGAUGACUUGGUGCCCUUGGCCUUGAAGGUCAUGCCGGACAGCUGGCGAGCCCUGGUGACCAGGACUGUGAGGCAGCAUCUCAACCUCAACAACUCAGAGCAGCUGUGCAGGGGUAAGCCUGGCUCAGAAGGGGCUGCCCCAGGGCCACACCGGGUCACUCGGGCCUCAGCUGUGGCCUGGCUGUCUGAGCUCUGCGUCCCUGCCGCUCUGUUCCGAAGGUUCCAGGGCCCCGUGCUGCUGAUCCGGAGAACCAAGGACGAGAUCAUCACCACCACGGUUCCUGAGGACAUCAUGUCCAACCGAGGCAAUGACCUCCUGCUCAAGCUGCUGCAGUUCCGGUAUCCCCGAGUGAUGGUGGACGAGGGGCUCAGAGCGGUGAGGCAGUGGCUGGAGGCCUCCUCCCAGCUGGAGGAAGCCUCCAUUUACAGUCGCUACGAGGUGGAAGAGGACUGGUGCGUGUCUGUGCUGCGCUCCUACCAGGCAGAGCACGGGCCUGGCUUCCCCUGGAGUGUGGGGGAGGACAUGAGUGCGGAAGGACGGCGGCAGCUGGCGCUGUUUCUGGCCCGGAAGCACCUGCUCAACUUUGAAGCCACACACUGCACCCCCCUCCCGGCCCAGCACUUCCAGAUGCCCUGGCACCUCUAGGGGCCACAGUCGGCUGCCGGGAGGGCAGGAUGGAGGGCGUGAGGGACACUCCCGUGGCGCUCUCUCCGCGUUGCUGAUGCUGGUGCGGACAGUGGGGCGCUCUGGCCGCCGUCCUCCUGCACGUUCCCUCUUCCACAGGAAGCACUUAGCUCUCCCCAGCACACGCCCUGCAUUAAAUGAACGAUCUAUUCCUAAUAAUUAAUAAAAACGUAUUUUUUCUAC
Meriones unguiculatus (Mongolian gerbil) is the source of this 2115-nucleotide messenger RNA. It is a transcript of the gene Abhd16a, whose product is annotated as abhydrolase domain containing 16A, phospholipase. Gene Ontology annotation, cellular component: endomembrane system. Bases 88 to 1893 code for a protein of 601 amino acids. The record is from RefSeq and is a predicted model, not a curated record. NCBI's taxonomy places the organism in Eukaryota, Metazoa, Chordata, Mammalia, Rodentia, Muridae. Gene Ontology annotation, biological process: monoacylglycerol catabolic process; phosphatidylserine catabolic process. Gene Ontology annotation, molecular function: monoacylglycerol lipase activity; glycerophospholipase activity. The transcript is spliced from 20 exons.